Molecule: messenger RNA, 5917 nt
Organism: Solenopsis invicta (red fire ant)
Lineage: Eukaryota; Metazoa; Arthropoda; Insecta; Hymenoptera; Formicidae
Product: nuclear pore complex protein Nup153
Exons: 8
Coding region: 167-4930 (1587 amino acids)
Biological process (GO): protein import into nucleus; RNA export from nucleus
Cellular component (GO): nuclear pore
Molecular function (GO): structural constituent of nuclear pore
Source: RefSeq, a predicted model, not a curated record
CAUAUUUCCUCUCGUGGCUCUCUCUCGUCCGCAGGAGGUAGGAAAGGUGGUGCGCGGUUCCGGCGGUGACCGAAUUUUUCCACGGAGGCGAUGGUCGCGACGCGCGCGUGCAUUUCGUAACGGUCGUCGUGCAGCGACGGUGUCAGGGAGUGAAGAUCGGCUAAUCAUGCCCAGGGAAGGCGGCAAUCCGGCCGGCAGGCGGCCGUCGUCGCGCAACGCGAAGCCCUACGACGUGAACAACUCUUUUGUAAGAAAGGUGGCAACCAAGGUAACAGAUUUUAUACCACAAUCCUCAUGGAUUAGUAAGUGGUUCAAUACCUCUCAAGGUAAUGAGGAUGCGUUAGAUGGUACAGAGAACAUUGUGGAAACAGAGCUUGAGGAUGAUGCGCAGCAGCCUCCUCCUAGCAAACGAGCACGUAUUCGUAUGGAUGUGAUCCAUCCACCUGGCACAUUUUCUAUACAAUCGAGAGUUAAAACCGCAUUGAAUACAGUUGAGCCCUCUAAAGGGCAGUAUCCUGUUAAUAAUGAUAUGACAGAAGAUUUUUUGGAACCUGCAACAGCUGGUCCAAGUGGAAUAAGCCGUUUAAUAUCCUCAACUCCUGCGGUACAAACGGACAUUAGGACUGUAACGUCUCACAGGUCUGACUUAAAUUCGCUAACUUCGUCGACUAAUAAUGGAAUAGCAAAUGGCAUGGAUGAUAAUUCGGAAUCCAGUGAAAGUACCAGUGGUUGCAGUUCACUUAUCCCACAGAUAAAUAGGCACGAAGGCUCAUCAAACUUGUUGUAUAGUUCGACUUUUACUAGUAGAAAGAGGCACGUUGAUGAUAAAUUGACAUUUACUAAUCAUUUACAAUCUCCAAGGUCCUUGUUUCUAGACAGUAAUUCUCGUGAUACUUUAAGCAGUCGCAGGCCGAGUUUUAACGCAUCAAUUGUAACAAACGCUGCAGAUCGUGCAUCUCCACUAUCUUCUCCUUUUUAUAGUGGUAAUAUUACUUUCGGGGGUGCAAAUGCAGCGGGUCUUUACAAACGAAGUCAAAAUAUUUUUAACACUUCAAACGAUAUACAACUUAAAGUACCAAGGAGAACCAAUGUUGAAGUUAAACCUUCCGAUGGAGUCGAUUCAUCGGGUAUGAGUCAAACCGCCAAAAAGAUACUAGAGGCAUUAGAACAUUUUUCGUCGCCUGUAUCUGACGCGAAGAAAAUCCCGUUAAAGAACACGAGUAUGUCUUCGGCAACGACUAAAAAAAGAGCGCGAGAAGAAAUAGUAAACCCCUCCGCUAGAAUUGGUUUGCGUCAUUUGACGCGCGAAUUAACAGUACCAACCGUCCCUGAUAUAUUGAAGUUGAGGCGAAGGCAAAAGUUACAAGAUACAACUCUCAUGGCUAGAAAAAUCGUUUCUGCUCGUAGCGAUCCACCUCCGCCUCCACAGGAGUAUCGGUUGAGGAGGGAAGAUACCGAUAAUGAAAAGUACCGCGGCAAGUUGAAGGGCAAGUCUAAAAUAAAUUUAGAACAAGAAGAAACGGUAGCGCCUGUAAAUUUGCCGAACAUACCUUUGCCAAUAACGACAUUACCCAAUUUCAAUUUUACCCUAUCACCUCCAGCUUCACAUUCCGCAGGCAAAACUGUAGCAAAUAAAGAAAAUACUUUUACAUUUGCUAGCCCUAUCAAGGUGACAGAUGCUGGGAGAAGUUUACAAUCUGUCAACAAUUUCACCUUCAGUAAUCCAAUCGACGCUGAAGUCUGCACGAAUACUAACGCGACUAAUUCAAAUUUGCCUUCAACAACGGAAAAUGAGUUUACUGUUGAUUGUGCGAUCACAUCCGUACCAAAUUUCAUUUGGAGUGGUUCAUCCACAGCACCCAGAUUAAAAGCCAAAGUGAAAAACAGUAAAGAUGAUUCCGUUGGAUCCGCAAUGUCACAGGAAUUGAAAUCAGGAAACAUUAUAGAUGCAUUCUCUUCCAAAUCUAACAAAAUGGAAUCUAAUUUUAUUGGACAGCCAAAUUCGGGAUUGACUUUUGAAACAACUGACAAGACUACCAGUACAUUCGCUGGCUCAGAUUUUGAUAUCACCCGCACACAGGGUAUGGAGUCUUGGGAGUGUAGUGAAUGUAUGAUUCGGAACAGCGGUGCAGACAAACAGUGUACUGCAUGUAAAAUUUCUCGGCCUGAUCCUAAUGAAAAAACUUCGUCGCCAACAACGGAUACAAUUGUAGAAACAAAGCCGAUUGCACAGGAUUGCUUUGGUUCUCAAUUUAAACUGUCUUCAAAUCAAUGGGAGUGUGCAACUUGCUCCGUAAGAAACAAACAGAAUGACACUACAUGUGUAGCGUGUACUGCACCAAAACCAGGAAAUAGUUUUACGAUGCAACAACCUGUUAAAUCUCAAAAUUUCAAUCUAAUGGAGAAGUUUAAACCUACCGAAGGAUCAUGGGAAUGUUCCGGUUGUUUACUAAGCAACGCCGCGAACGUUAUUACGUGUCCUUGUUGCAAUACAUCCAAACCUAUUAUUGUAAAAACAAAACCGAAGACUGAUAAUGUCACGGAGUUAUCUGUGCAAAAGUUGGAUACUAGUACAGAAGUUCGGACAACGCAAGAAAUAUCUAAUAAUUCUGAAAUAAUGAACAAAUUUAAACCAAGCAAAGAUUCCUGGGAAUGUCCAGGAUGCCUUGUUAGAAAUAACAAUUCUGUCACCAGUUGUCCUUGCUGUAGCACCCCUAAACCUAAAUUUAAACCAAGCAAAGAUUCCUGGGAAUGUCCAGGAUGCCUUGUUAGAAAUAACAAUUCUGUCACCAGUUGUCCUUGCUGUAGCACCCCUAAACCUAAUUCUACUGGCGAGCCAAGCAAAGCGGAACAGACAUCGAGUAAUGGAUUUGGAGAUAAAUUUAAAAAACCGGAAGGUGCAUGGACUUGCGAUACUUGUAUGCUACAAAAUGAUUCAAAGAAUAUGGAAUGUGUGGCUUGUCAAGCUUUGAAACCUGGUACUGUAAAAUCAAAUGAAUCUUCAUCGAAUACCAGCUCUACCUUGCAGUUUAAAUUUGGUGUACCACAAACUUGUACAACAAAUUCAAGUGGGCCACACGGAUUUAAGUUUGGCAUAGAUAAGACUGACAGUCAAUCUAAAUCCGACGCAACAUCUCCUUUAAACGGAUUCAAAUUUGGUAGUGCACAACAGAAUAGUGGUAUGGCACAAUUUACAUUUGGUAUUCCAAAAGAACAGAAUAAAGCUGUAAGUGAAGAGUUUAAAACUGUCACAACAUCUUCUAGCAGUACAGGAUUUCUAUUCAACAUGAAAAAUCCUGAAAAACCAGAAUAUACCAAUCAAAAUCAGGAAACUAAACAGGAAAUACUUUUUGGCAUGCCAAAAAAUGAUAAUUUAAUAACAGCAAGUGAGAAACAAAAUAUAAACGUUGUGUCCAGCGCUCCACCGACUGCUCCAUCGACCGUUCUAUCGACUGUUUCUUCUUUCACCUUUGGUGUACAGAAACCAGGAUUUAAUCAGUCUGAUUCAAAUAAGGAAGUACAAAAAACUUCCUUUGUAACCACUGUAACAGAAAGCUCCAAGCCAGUGGUAACAACUGAUACGGUACCAAUUAGCACUAAUACGACGUUACCGUCGUUAUUGACACAAAAAGAUACUACAACAAAUAUAUCAGACGCAAAACCGAAGCCGAUAUUUUCAUUCGGGGUACAAAGCAGUAUAAGCACUGUUACUACAACUUCCACGAAUGCAACGACUACUUGUCUUCCAACUUUUGCUCAACCUACUUUCACAUUUUCCAAUUCAAAGACGUCAUCUCAGCCAACCACAAUACCGUCUUUUGGUCAAAUUCCGACGUCAUCCGCCUCGUUGUCCACGAAUGUGUCGUUUGCAGGAAACAAGGUAACUGAGACUACUCCAUCAACUAAUAAAACCGUGAAUGAUACUUCAGCUGCUAUUCCACUCUUCCCGAGUGCCACACCGCUAUUCAAUAAUGAAUCGAAGGUGAUAACAUUCGGCACGUACAAACCGUCGUUUACUGCGACGGGAGAUAAGCCGUUAGGAUAUGCUACACCCGAGAACAAAGUUCCAACGUUUGGCAGUAACACCGAAAAUAAACCAUCGAUUUUCGGUACACCGGAAACGAAGUUGCCCGCAUUCAAUUCACCCGCGGCAAACCCUCUAUCAACGUUCGGCACGCCGUCCAACAAUGCUACUUCAAUACCCUUUGGCUCGGCUAAUGCCCCGGCUUUUGGAAGUAAUACCACAUCCGCUUUCGGCGGUACUACGACAACACCCACUAUAUUCUCAACCACCAAGCCUAGUGAAACUACUGUUGCAAACCCGUCUUUAUUCACGUUCGGUUCGACUUCGUCGCAACAAUCGGCAAGCGGUGGAUUUAACUUCUCCGCAAAUAUUAAUCCGGCUACGUCGUCGUCCGCGAAAUCGCUCUUCACGUUCGGUAACAAUUCAAGUACGCCGCAGAGUAAUAACAAUACGUUUGGUAGUGGUACAUUUGGAGCGAACUCCGCUUCAACGAACACUGCCAAUUUUACGUUUAAUCCACCUAAACAAGAAACACCGGCGGCAUUUGGUCAAGGCGCAGUGGCAACUCCGAUGUUCGGUACUCCACAAGCAACUCCGCAGACUCAAGCAACAUCGUCAUUUUCGUCUACUCCUUCAUCUAGUACAGGAUUCAAUUUUGGAUCUGCAGCUCCAGGUGCUACGCCAUCAGGAGGUUUUAAUUUUGGAGGAAUGCCGUCUACAUCUGCGUCAACCGGAGGAUUCAAUUUUAAUUCUGCUUCUACUCCCGCGGUAGCUUUUGACCCAAAUAGUCGGCCUUCAUUCAAUUUUACCAAAGGAAGUGCACCAACAGCAUUUAACGCUCCACCUCAAUCGGCAACAGCACCACCACGGAAAAUCAAAAAAGCAUUUCGAAGAUGCGCGCGGUAGAGAGUAUAUGACAACACGUUCACGCAUACACUCAGGUGCGUCCCUACAUCUGUCUGUAUAUCUGAGUGUGUCUAUAUGUUAGGCGUUAUAUAAAAAGAUGUACAAUGAAAUUCUCUUAUACAUCAAUCAAUUGCAGUGUGGUGGUAUAUACCAAGCAUCUUUGUAAUAUAGUAAUCCGAAGCUACCCGAACAUGCUUGUGUACAACCACUUGUGUUCUCUCUCUCUCUGCAGGAAAAUGUAAAUUAUAAAUUAUUUAAAUUAUACAAGUUAUAACGAAAAUAAUAUCUUGGAGUUGGCAUGAAGCCAGUAAAUCGUGAUGGCGUUGCAUUACUGAGACCUUACCAAAAAAUUGGACGUAAUGUAUAUGUACCGAUAUGACGUAUUCAAAAUAGCAUACAUAUUUGCCGAAAUCGAAAAGUAUACCUCGACAAAGAAAAUUAAUACGCACUUAACACGUGCAAUUGAAGUACUAAAUACUAGUGGGAGUGGGUUUGCCACUUGUUCAGGUAAGUAUAAGUCAGUCACAGCUCGUAGCACGCUUUGUAAAAGUCUUGACGUGCAACUUAUUGGAUUUGAUUAAGAAAUAUUAUGUGCGCAGGCAUUGUAAUUUUUUAAUUAAAUACAGGUUAAAACAUAUAAGUGCUAAUACCUAAUAUCUUUGAUACAUUUGAAUUUUAAUGAAAAAACUUUUUGAAUAAGAAAAGAUAAGUUUGAGAAGAUUAACAUAAUUCUCAUAAUUUAAAUUUAUAUUAAUUUUAUGUAAUAUUUCAUAAUUUCACAUUUGAUUUUUAAAAUGCAAUGUUUUCCCGAAUAUUUUUUCAUUUAAAAUACAAAAUAUCAAUGUUGAGUCAUCUGAUUUUGCUUAAAUUGUUAAAAAAUUAGUAAUUUUUAUUUAUUUUUUUUUCUUUACAUACACAUGUAUGUUAUCGUCACAUUUUUUAGUUUAUAUCAUUUUAAAAUUUUACGUAGUUCUAUGUGUAACUAAA